AUGGCAUCGCUACGAAUCGCUUACAAGACCGUCGACAAUGUCGAAAUCCCGACCGACAUCUACUUCCCAGAAAGUGCUGGACCCAAACCAGCGCCAGUUCUGAUCAUGAUUCACGGCGGUGCUUUCAUGCUCGGACACGCAGGUAUCAACAGCAAAGACCAGAUCCAAGACUGCACAGAAAGAGGCUGGGUUGUCCUUGCGAUCGAACAUCGACUAUGCCCGGGCGUCAAUGUGUUCGACGGACCGAUGGCAGAUAUGCGUGAUGCGCUCUCAUGGGCGCAGAACGGCGAUCUUGCAAAAGCGUUGAAAGAGAACGGGAGAGAUGUGGCUAUUGAUGCGGAGAGGAUCAUGGUAAUGGGCACGAGUUCUGGUGGGCAUCUUGCGCUCUCCACGGCCUGGAACUCAGACAAACAACCCCUAGCCAUUCUGGACUUCUACGGAGCGAAAUGCUUCGCGGACCCCUUUUGGACAAAGCCUAUGCCGGACAUGCCCAAGCACUUCUACGACCCUCUCUCAGACGCCGACGUCAAAGCCGUCUACGACGAGAAAGCCGUCUUCAUCGGUGGUCUGUCCCUUGAAGGCCAAGCAUCUGACCCCAAUCACUCAAACCCUAAGCAACGGCAGGGCUUCGCCAUGCAUCAAAUUGCCACAGGAAACGUCAUAAACGCUAUUUGGCCUUCCUAUCCCUCAAACCUGGAACGUAUCGACCCCAUCCUGAAUGUCAGGGAGACAUGGCCGCCCACAGCGAUCGUGCACGGUACGGCUGACACUACGAUUCCAAUGCGGCUAAGCAAAGAGUUUCAAGAGAAGCUCAAGGGGAAAGGUGUGAAGACGGCGUUCUUCGAGGUCGAGGGUGAGUCGCAUACUUUUGCCGGCAAGAUGGUCAAGGGGAGUAAGACUUGGGACAGCCAGAGGAGAGGGUUUGAUUGGUUGGAGGCGAGGCUGAAGGAGAGCUAUGUUUAG
Molecule: messenger RNA, 963 nt
Organism: Didymella exigua CBS 183.55
Lineage: Eukaryota; Fungi; Ascomycota; Dothideomycetes; Pleosporales; Didymellaceae
Product: alpha/beta-hydrolase
Exons: 3
Coding region: 1-963 (320 amino acids)
Source: RefSeq, a predicted model, not a curated record